AAGUUUGAGGCGCGUACCAGUUGACCCGGAAGCUGCUCAGUCCACGCGAGUGUAGCAGAAUCGUUGCGGAUACGAAGCGAAGGAACCCGGUGAAGUCGAGCAGCAUACGAUCUGAGACGUCUGUUUUCAUAAACCAACAAUCAUGAGUCUGUUGACAAAGCCCAAGUCGGAGAUGAGCCCGGAGGAGCUCCAGAAACGAGAAGAAGAGGAGUUCAACACUGGCCCUCUGUCGGUGCUCACCCAGUCCGUCAAGAACAACACUCAGGUCCUCAUCAACUGCCGUAACAACAAGAAGCUGCUCGGACGAGUCAAGGCCUUCGACAGGCACUGCAACAUGGUCUUGGAGAAUGUGAAGGAGAUGUGGACGGAAGUUCCCAAGAGCGGGAAGGGAAAGAAGAAGUCUAAGCCCGUGAAUAAGGACCGCUACAUUUCUAAAAUGUUCCUCAGGGGGGACUCGGUCAUCAUCGUGCUGAGAAACCCCCUGAUCACGGGAAAAUAAACUCUCAGUAGGCGUCCAGCUGGAUCGGUCACAAAGCCCCUUUUCUUUUUUUUUGUUGAGUUGUUUGGAGGCAGUGGACUUGUUUUGUCGGUGGAUCACUGCAGUCACUAUCGAAUAAGAUGAAAAUCUUGUCAAACAUAACGUCUUUGCGUUGUUUUUGUCACAAGAAUACUUGCUUUUGAGUUGUCACUAGAACUCCUCUGUAUUUUUCAUUUUAAUAAUAAAAGUGAUGGAUAGAUUAAUGUGAA
Gasterosteus aculeatus aculeatus (three-spined stickleback) is the source of this 747-nucleotide messenger RNA. It is a transcript of the gene snrpd2, whose product is annotated as small nuclear ribonucleoprotein D2 polypeptide. NCBI's taxonomy places the organism in Eukaryota, Metazoa, Chordata, Actinopteri, Perciformes, Gasterosteidae. The record is from RefSeq and is a predicted model, not a curated record. Gene Ontology annotation, cellular component: small nuclear ribonucleoprotein complex. Gene Ontology annotation, biological process: RNA splicing. Gene Ontology annotation, molecular function: RNA binding.